GGUUAUGGGCAAUAUAGCUGAUAAGAGGAACGUACAAAAGUAGACAAGAGAAAUAUCUGAAGGGAAUGGCUGUUCGCCUGUGAUAGCAACUACCCUUUUGGCGAAAUGAGUGGUUGUUUGGAUGGAGUUUCAUGCCCAAGCUGGAGUGAAAACAUAGCUGAACAGAGAAAUCUAAUUUCGUCAAUCGUCAGCGGAGGAUUGGUGAGGUCUAAUUUAGACCCUAAAAAUUUUUUUAUCGGCUGGUGGAUUCUUAUUGACGCUGCUGCUGCCAAAGAACCAUUUGACCCUGCCUUCCACACACCUGGCGUGUUUUCAACUUUAGCACUGUUCAUGAUAAAUGCUGUAUCCAAUGCUCAAGUGCGAGGAGAGUCUUAUUAUUCCGGAGGAUGUCUUGGGCAAACAGGUGCAAGAGUGUGGCUUCUUAAUGGAUUUCUUAUGGCUUUUGGCGGACUGAUCGCUGCAUGCUGGAUUCUCUUUGGUGCUUAUGUUGUACCAGAUAAAGACAAUACUUGGCCUGGAGUAGCCAUUUUCCUUCAGAAUGCAUUAAUAUUUUUCAGUGCAUUUGUGUUCAAGUUUGGUCGAACGGAGGAUUCAUUUUAGCUGAAUAUAAACUUGCACAGAGGAGCUCCUGGCAGUGGAGAUACUGAUAGGCAAUACUGAUACUGAUAGGCAAUACACCCAGAUUAGGCUGUUUUAUAUCACUGAAUUGCUGCACAAUUUAGAGGCAUGAUAGGAUUUAUAAGUUCGUGUGUUGUAAGUCUGAUCUGAGAAAGAAACCCAAAGGAGGUGCUUCGCUAUAAUCAUGAAGGGGGGUCACACAGAGCCAAAAAUGUGAUACCAGAAAAUACAGGAGGAAAACUUAUCAACCAAUCAUACCUGAGCCUGAAUUCUAAAAUCUCAACCCCCAAAAAUAUGUUGCCCCCUGUCCUGCUACUAUCCCAGUACCCCCCCCCCCCCCCCUGGAAAUGUGACAUUACAGAAUUCACUUCUUACCCUAUUCCUCUUUAGCAUUACACAUGUCACAUGUUUUAACUAUUGAUUGCCCAGUGCAGCGUUUUUGGAGUGGGGGGCAAGGAAGUUAAAAAUUAUAACAUGACCAUGACAUUUGGGCUGUGUACAGUUAGUACACAUCGAAAUGCCUAGGGUGGGCUGAUGGGGUGGCAUGGCCUAUUUUCUUUUUUUUACAUAAAAAUUGGACAAACAUUGAAAUAAAAAAAUCCACACAAAACAAACAAACAAUCCAUCCUUACCCUGAAAAGGGUUAAGAAUGGUAGUUUUGAGUUUAGUAUAGGCUGUAUAUUGCUAACUUGAAAUUAUGUAGAGCAAGCCAAGUAGAUCACCAGGUUGAUUACAAAAAGAUUGGUGGACAUACUUUUAUCAGGGUACUGUAUUAUUCCAGUACUAGAAAUGUGUGCAGGCCUAUAUCCAGUUGGAGGUGUGCACACGUAUAAAUAUUCUGAGAGGUGAGAAUAUUUUGUGAAAUUGUGUAAAAUCUGGUGAUUUUUGUGGCCUGCUAAAUAAAUAUAUACUGUAAAUGUAGGGAUGAAUUACUUUUUUAAGAAUUAAUUUUUUAAGGUCUCGUUAAAUGUAAACGACGCGUCCGCGGAAAAAAAUAUUGUCGCGCCGCAAUUUUCGCUUCAUGUACAAACUAUAUAUAAAAUAAAAGAUUGAAUUAUCUCC
This is a messenger RNA of Nematostella vectensis (starlet sea anemone), 1680 nucleotides long. RefSeq names its product transmembrane protein 50A. The coding region runs from base 106 to 600 and encodes 164 amino acids. The record is from RefSeq and is a predicted model, not a curated record. Lineage: Eukaryota; Metazoa; Cnidaria; Anthozoa; Actiniaria; Edwardsiidae. Gene Ontology annotation, biological process: protein targeting to vacuole; late endosome to vacuole transport via multivesicular body sorting pathway. The transcript has 6 exons.